This is a messenger RNA of Mizuhopecten yessoensis (Yesso scallop), 1308 nucleotides long. RefSeq lists its product as uncharacterized. The record is from RefSeq and is a predicted model, not a curated record. Lineage: Eukaryota; Metazoa; Mollusca; Bivalvia; Pectinida; Pectinidae. Bases 64 to 1281 code for a protein of 405 amino acids. The transcript has 12 exons.
AAGUGUGAUCCACAUGUUCGUUUAGCGAUUGAACAAACGAUAGAUCUAAUAAAGACAGUCAAGAUGAAACGGCGCACACUGAUGCGGCCACCUCAGACAUCAGUCGAUGAAGCUAACACCGAUGAUAGCAAAACACCAAAAAAGACUGCAGCUGGUGUCCAUGCUAAGAAGGGAAAGCCAGUUGAGGAGAAAACACGAAGAUGUCGAAUUUUGAUCAAAGUCCUCCAAGUUGUGUUCCUCAUCAUCAUCGUCCCCCCUUUGUUGAACUAUGCAUCUUUACAGAAAGAAGGGACUGAACUAAAGCCUGUACCAGGAGAGCUUUAUGAUGUUGGCUGGGGACAGAAGAUAUUUAAAAUGUGCCAAGGGAAGGGUCCUCCAACAGUGAUAUUUGAUGCACCCGGAGGACAGACCUCAGACGUGUGGACAUUAAUUUGGCCUCAUGUGGCGAAGAAUGCCAGGAUUUGUAUUUACGAUCGAGCAGGCUUGGGCUUCAGUGAGAGACCCUUGAUGAACCUGACUGAACAAGAUGGUGAGGACUCCAAGAGCAAUUACAGGAACAGAUGGCAGCCAUUUACUGUAGAAAGGAUGGCUGAUGACUUGAACCAUCUGUUGACUGUGAGCAGUCAGGAGCCCCAGCCUUUCAUCUAUGUGGGGGCCGAAUUAGGGGCAUUGGUAGCUCAGUUCUACUCACAGAUGUUUGACAGUCAGAUGCUGGGCAUGGUUCUCAUCAAUCCUCUCUCUGACAACCUGUUUGAACAAGAUGGUGGAGCCUGGCAUCAGUACUGGUACGGUCAGCUGGUACCAACUUUCCAAAGCCUACAACUCGGGGCGGCGCUUGGACUCACCCGGCUAGCACUCCUCCUAGGUUUUCUACAUCAGCCUCUCUUUGAUUCAGAGUUACCGGAAAAUGUUAAAUAUCGACAAAAACAUCUGCUUUGUCACCCAAAACACCUGAGCUCUGUGGUUGACGAACAUCACUUCAUCAACGAGUCAUUUUCACAGUUAAGAACGAUGCGGAUGAUAAAAUCACUACCGAGUAACAUAUCUGUCACAAUUAUAAGUGGCAAUUACUACGACGAACAGAUGCCAAGUUAUCUAAAUAAGGCUUGGGCGAAAUCGGAGCAGAUUUUACUGACCAAACAUUACCCCAACUCCAAGCACAUUGUCAUAAAUAGUGCCGAUCGUCACAUGUUGUAUAAUAGUCCCUCCAGCGUUACAGAACCCAUCAACAGAAUCGUCCGACAGUGGAAGAGCAAAAUAAAAGUUGACAAGAAAAUUUAAACAAACUAAAAACACUGCCUUUUUGAA